Zophobas morio is the source of this 2064-nucleotide messenger RNA. RefSeq names its product facilitated trehalose transporter Tret1-like. NCBI's taxonomy places the organism in Eukaryota, Metazoa, Arthropoda, Insecta, Coleoptera, Tenebrionidae. The transcript is spliced from 8 exons. The record is from RefSeq and is a predicted model, not a curated record. Gene Ontology annotation, biological process: transmembrane transport. Bases 316 to 1938 code for a protein of 540 amino acids. Gene Ontology annotation, molecular function: transmembrane transporter activity. Gene Ontology annotation, cellular component: membrane.
CGGUGGGGGGCCCACGUGGGCCAACAUUUCCAAGCCGCCCCUGCCAGAAAAACUUUCCGCAAGCCCGCGACUUCCUCUUCCAGCGAUAACUCGAAAUGAGUCACAGUUUCGCGUCGCAGCCGCGUUAUUGAAGUCUUAUCUUGGAACAAUCAUCGAAGAUAAUACCGUCUGCGAUAAAUGAUCGAGACGAGAAUGAAAAGAACCAUUAGCUAAUUUCGCGCGAGUGAGCGGAUUCGCGUAUUGUGCAAACGACUUCGCCAGUGUACACAUGCGUCCGCUUUUUCCCGAAAACCGCUGAGACUAGCUGGCCGAAAAAUGGACACCGUUGGAGGUAGCUGCUACAGUUUGAACCUCCAAGAAAAUGAAAGGAGAAUCCGCGAGGAACGAGAGCGCGAAAACAAAUUCAACGAAACCUUGGGUAGUGCCGGCUCGCUUAGUCGCUAUGAGAGCAAAAGGUUCAAGACACUCCUCCCCCAGAUGAUGGCGUCCGCCAUUUCCGCUCUCUUCCACGUCGUCGUAGGAAUCUCACUAGCGUACUCCGCCAUCCUCUUGCCCCAGCUCGAGGAAGAAAGCUCCGAUCUCAAAAUCACCAAAGCUCAAGGCUCAUGGAUAGCCAGUGUGAUCACGAUCACGAUCCCCGUCAGCGGGAUGACGUGUGGGUUCUUGAUGGACGGCAUGGGUCGCUUGAAUACCAUCAAACUGGCCAUGAUACCAGCGGUCGUGGGGUGGAUUAUCAUAGCGACGUCGAAAAGCGUGAUGAUGAUGAUCAUCGGGAGGAUAAUCACGGGGUUUGCGGCUGCCUGGGGCACCAGCCCCGCUAUGGUCUACAUCACGGAAAUCGCUAGAGCGGAUAUGCGAGGCUCGCUCAUGUCCUUUGCCCCAGCGUACACCUCCCUGGGGGUAGUUCUGGCGUACUUCCAAGGGUGGAUGUUGCAUUGGAGGACGGUGGCAUGGGUGUGUAACGUCUACGCAGUGGUGCCCUUCGUCCUGGUCAUGUUCAUCCCGGAAAGCCCGGCCUGGUUGGUCAGUAAAGGCAGGAACGACCAGGCCAAAAAGUCCUUGAACUGGUUCAACAAGUACCAGCCGCAACCCCAGAACAAAACCCAAACUUUCGCGCAGCUGCAGUUCGAGUACCUCUUGAAAGAACACGAAGAUAAAGAAAAACUCCGGAUGAAAGGAGGCAUGGCGGAGAGGGCCAAAGAGUUCUUGAAACCCACGGGGUACAAGCCGCUGCUGAUCCUCCUGGGAUUGUUCGUCUUCCAGCAGUUUUCAGGCAUUUAUAUUACCUUGUUUUAUUCCAUCACUUUCUUCCAGGAGGUGCACAGCGGCAUGGACCCCUACUUCGUGUCCAUCCUCAUCGGGGGAGUUCGCUUCUUCAUGUCCAUCGUUAACACCUACAUGCUGAAGACUUUUUGUCGAAGAACCCUGAUUAUCUAUGGGUCAGCCGCGAUGGCCGUUUGCAUGUUCGUCUCUGGGCUGUACACCCACUGGAUCAAAGAAGGUGUCACCACUCUCACCUGGGUCCCCGUGCUGGCUAUCCUCCUCUACGUGGUCACCUCCAUGGUGAGCCUCCUAUCCAUCCCCUGGACCAUGACCGCCGAACUCUUCCCCAUCGAGAUCCGAGGAGUUGCCCACAGCAUAGUGUACAGUUCCGCCUACCUCAUCAUGUUCUUGUCCAUCCAGAGCUACAACACCUUGAAGGACACGUUCAAAGGAGUCGCGGGACUGCAGUGGUUCUUCGCCGUGACGUCACUAGCCGGGCUGGUCUACGCGUACAUUUUGCUCCCCGAGGCGCACGGAGUGAAGCUAGCAGACAUACAGGAGUACUUCAAGUACAAUAAUGUUUAUAUCGGGGGGAUUAACACCAAGGAGAGUGCGCUCAAGAAGGCGGACAGAAUGGAGAAAGAACAAAUGGAGGAGUUGGUGAAUCGGGUUUGAUUUUUUGUUGUUUUGUUUGGAAUGAUGAGUCAGGUUGUAAGACUGGUGUAGAUGUAGGUUAUUUGUUGUAAAAUAAUUGUAUGACAAUUUACUAGUCGUAAGUAAAAUAAAUUAAUUUUUAUUAUA